Rhinichthys klamathensis goyatoka is the source of this 1220-nucleotide messenger RNA. RefSeq lists its product as uncharacterized. Gene Ontology annotation, biological process: interleukin-15-mediated signaling pathway; positive regulation of ERK1 and ERK2 cascade; T cell activation. The record is from RefSeq and is a predicted model, not a curated record. The coding region runs from base 1 to 1212 and encodes 403 amino acids. Lineage: Eukaryota; Metazoa; Chordata; Actinopteri; Cypriniformes; Leuciscidae. Gene Ontology annotation, molecular function: protein tyrosine kinase binding; MHC class II protein binding. The transcript has 10 exons. Gene Ontology annotation, cellular component: membrane raft; external side of plasma membrane.
AUGGCUGAUAAGUGUGAUCUGUGUCUGCUGGGACUGAUCGUUCUCUCUUCACUUCUCACAGGCACCAGUGUAGCGGAUCGAGUGUUCAUCAGUUCUGGUGUAAAUGUCUCUCUGUCCUGUAAUAAUGCUCUUUCUGACUGCAAAUCAACAUCAUGGAUCUACUCUAACAGCUUGAGAGAUUCAGCAGGAGUUGAACUGAUUACUGGAGGGAUAAAGAAUAAAGACACAGAGAGACAUGAGAGACUGAGUCUGGAGUCUGACUGCUCUCUGAACAUCAAGAACGUCACAGGAGAAGAUUAUGGAUAUUACAGCUGCCGACGAUAUGAGAAUGGAGAACAACAAGGAACUGGUGCACGUGUUUAUCUGCAUGUUCUUCAUGUUUCAGUGUCUUCAUCAUCAUCUUCAUCCUCACAGACUGAGAUCAGUCCAGGCCGCUCUGUGACUCUCUCCUGUCAGUUGUAUUCAGUCUCCUGUGAUUAUUUGGUCCGUUAUGUGGGAGUUGAGCUGUUGUGGGUGAAUCAGGCUGGUGUUGAUCUGAAGACAGACUCCAGAUAUCAGAUAUUAUCAUCAUCAUCAUCAUCAUCAUCAUAUCCAUCAUCUCCAGAUCACUGUCUCAUCACUCUGACUACAACACUCCUGAAUGAAGAUGCCAACAGAGAGUGGAGAUGUCAGCUUACUCAGAGAAAGCAACUCCAGACCUCAGUCAGAUACACUGUCAAGUAUUCAGCUCAAGCUGAUUCAACGACAGCAGUGAAUCCAGUCCACAUCACACACUCUCAGGAUCCCUCAACUAUAAACACACACGUUUCUAAAGAUACAACAACACCAGGCACACACUCUCAGGAUCCUGCAAACACAGUCAUAGGGAUUUCUGUCGCUGCAGUCGCUGUUCUCCUUCUUGCUCUUCUCUGGCUGAUCUGCAGAAAAACAGCUGAUAAUAAAAGAGGGACUGGCGACUCUGCGGUCAAAGAUGAGAAUGAACAUAAAGGGACGUAUGAGACGAUCAACAUGUCCACUCCUCCUGCAAGAGCCGAUGAGCAGACAGAUGAUGUGACUUAUUCUGAGGUCACUUCUUUCAAUACAAAGCCAGUAAAAGCGCUCAAUGAUCAUGAUGAUACAGUGACUUAUGCUGCCAUCAGAGGAAGAGAAGAACCGCAGGAUGAACUUUACGCCUCUGUGAACAAGAACAAGACCUUCACAAAUACACAUUAAUGAUACAG